AUGGCUACAAUUGCGAGAAAGAAAGCUUGGAGACCAAAAUCCAAAACUGGCUGUCUUACUUGUCGAAUUCGCCGUGUCAAAUGCGGAGAAGAGAGACCGGGGUGCCUUCGAUGCACGAAGACUGGACGUAAAUGCGAUGGCUAUGAUCCUGAUCAUCCAGAGAUGUCGAGUGCCCCACCGUCACGAAGGGGCAGUGAGGCUUCCUCAUCAAAUAAAGGCCAAACUGAUAGCCCCAUCAUGACUUCUACCCCAAGCAUAGUCGAAAUGCCUUCUCCGGUCAUUGAAUGGGAUGAAGAAGAGCGAAGAAGCUUCAAUUUUUUCAUCGCCAAGACAGCGCCAGAAUUGGCGGGUAGUUUUGAAUCUAAAUUCUGGGCCAGUCUCAUUUUGCAGAGGUGUCACUCGGAUCCGCCCAUUCGCCAUGCAGUCAUUGCAUUGGGAGCCCUCAACGAGUCCUUCAAGUUUGGCGAUAUAAAAUUACUGGAAGCGGGAGCGAUUGCUGAUCCGAAACAACGAUUUGCUCUGCUCCAAAAUAUUAAAGCUAUACGUUACUUGACGGGUCAUCCCUCUUAUGGAAGUCGCCGACAAUCCUCAGAAGUAAUUCUGAUAUCUUGUCUUUUGUUCAUUUGCUUCGAAGCAAUGCAAGGAAAUUACCAAGCUGCAUUUGCUCAUCUAAACAGUGGCUUAAAGAUUUUAAGCGAUUGGAUGGAGAUAAAUGGACAAGAUUCCCUCGCACAUUCAGAGUCAAGCGUAAAUCGAGAAUUCAUCCGCUCAGAAAUAGUACCUUUAUUCGGAGCUUUAAAUACCCAGGCGAUCAAAAUACUACCAGCUAACUUUGUUCAAUGGGAAAUGACGAGCGGGUCCACGAAAUUUGAUUUUACAGCUCAGACCAGCAUACCAGAUCCCAUCUCAUCGCUGAAUGAAGCAAAACAUCAUCUCCAAAACCAGACCCAUGCAAUUUUGGUAUACCAUCGGAAUGCAACACAGCAUUAUAGCCCGGAGAUUUCAAAUAAUGACGAAAAUCUACGCUCAAGUGACUUGAAUGCUAUGGUCGAAGAAAGGAGAGAUCGUAUUAUGCAGCUUGAGCAGUGGUCCAGAGUCUUCAACAACUUUGCACAUGCAGCAGGUCAAACAAUGAAUACGACUGAUCUACGAGCAUCGAUUUCGCUCAAAAUUCAUUAUGUCGCCAACAAACUAAUUCUCGAAACAGCACAGUUCGAGACUGAAUUGAACUACGAUUGUUACAUGGAUGAGUUUGAACUAAUGACUUCACUAGCCGAAUCUCUUCUCAAAUCGUACGGCGAUUCAAGGCUAGAAAACGGACGGGUGUUCUCUUUCGACACUGCAAUAAUACCACCGCUGCUAUGUGUGGCAUGCAAAUGUCGUGAUCCUUCACUGCGCAGGAGAGCACACGCUCUUCUCGUCAGCUCUUUCAAACGAGAAGGUGGUUGGGAUAGUGACUUGGCGAGUAGUAUUGGUCGGUGGACUAUAGAUAAGGAAGAGAAGGGUCUAGAGAAUAUUUCGAGAGCCGAGGAAGUGGUGGAGUCAUCUCGGAUCGUAGUAACGGAAAUAACGUCCCUUGGACGACGAAAGGCAUUGAUCAAAUUUAGACAAGGUCCUAGUCGGAACAAUGGAGAUGAAGGGCCUCAGGAGGAAUGGAUUGUAUGGUGA
Molecule: messenger RNA, 1668 nt
Organism: Botrytis sinoallii
Lineage: Eukaryota; Fungi; Ascomycota; Leotiomycetes; Helotiales; Sclerotiniaceae
Exons: 2
Coding region: 1-1668 (555 amino acids)
Biological process (GO): regulation of DNA-templated transcription
Molecular function (GO): zinc ion binding; DNA-binding transcription factor activity, RNA polymerase II-specific
Source: RefSeq, a predicted model, not a curated record